Messenger RNA from Synchiropus splendidus (mandarinfish), 2134 nucleotides. Its product is annotated as forkhead box C1-A-like. Bases 1 to 1062 code for a protein of 353 amino acids. Gene Ontology annotation, biological process: anatomical structure morphogenesis; cell differentiation; regulation of transcription by RNA polymerase II. The transcript has 2 exons. Gene Ontology annotation, molecular function: DNA-binding transcription factor activity, RNA polymerase II-specific; RNA polymerase II cis-regulatory region sequence-specific DNA binding. NCBI's taxonomy places the organism in Eukaryota, Metazoa, Chordata, Actinopteri, Syngnathiformes, Callionymidae. The record is from RefSeq and is a predicted model, not a curated record.
AUGCCAGCGAGCCCGCACGAGCAGCUGCCGGCCGGCGUGGCGCGCGCCUACGGCCCGUACGGCCCCCUGCCGCAGCCCAAGGAGCUGGUGAAGCCGCCGUACUCCUACAUCGCGCUCAUCACCAUGGCGAUCCAGAGCUCGGCCGAGAAGCGGGUGACGCUCAGCGGCAUCUACCAGUUCAUCAUGGAGCGCUUCCCCUUCUACCGGGACAACAAGCAGGGCUGGCAGAACUCCAUCCGCCACAACCUCAGCCUCAACGAGUGCUUCGUCAAGGUGCCGCGGGACGACAAGAAGCCCGGGAAGGGCAGCUACUGGACCCUGGACCCGGACUCCUACAACAUGUUCGAGAACGGCAGCUUCCUGCGGCGGAGACGGAGGUUCAAGAAGAAGGACGCGCAGCGGGACAAGGAGGAGCGGGAGCCGCUGCUCCGGGUCCAGGACAUCAAGACGGAGGAGCGAACCUGCUGCACGCCGCCGCGCGCUGCCUCCCCGACUCCCGGCACCGCGGUUCCGAAGCUCGAGGGUCCGGACAGCUGCCACAGCAGCAGCGGCGGCGGCGGCAGCGGCAGGUCCAGCCCCGGAACCAGCCACAACCAGAACCAGAACAACUUCAGCGUGGACAACAUCAUGACCUCCAUGCGCGGAUCUCCGCAGGCCGGGAUCAGCCAGUCGCUCUGCCUCAGCUACUCCCCGAACCAGACCUCCUACAGCGCCACCACCUGCCACCAGAACCUCAUCUCCACGAACUCCAGCUACCACUGCAACAUGCAGGCCAUGAGCUUGUACGCGGACCGAGCCGGAGCGCAGGCCGCGCUGGACGAGCCGCUGCCGGACUACGGCAGCCCGGCGGACCAGACCCGGCUCGCCUCUUGGUACGGCGACCUGGGCCACCCGACCUACCCGCCGCCGCAGAACUUUCACUCAGUGCGGGAGAUGUUCGAGUCCCCGCGGGUCGGACUGAACGGAUCUCCGGUGAACGGAACCAGCAGCUGUCAGAUGGGCUUCCAGGCCGGACUGUACCGAACCUCAGGAGCCUUCGUUUACGACUGCAGCAAGUACUGAGUCUGGUGGCCCGGGCCGAACUUGGAUGGGCCUGAACAGGACCAGCACCGGACGUGGCUCCACGCGCCCGGCAUCGUUUACCCACACAAACAUUUAUUUAUUGAUUCUCCUGCAGGAGCGGCACCGAGGGCUCGGUUCCGACGCGGAGCUUUCUUAUGUGACUCUUGUUUCAAGGCCGUGUGAAAUAAAGUUUUGCAAGAAUUGAACUGAAGUUCUGUUCGUGGGCCGCGUGACGUCACGCCGAGUUCGAUCCCGCUCAAAUGCAGGCGCGUCGGAACCGAGCCGGUGGCGCGCUUCACACGCAGAUGAUCCGAGAAUCAGAGAGGGCUUUCGACCGACCAACAAAGAGCAGUGAUUCGCCGACUGUGUCUGGAUCAUCCAGACUCAAACGAAGCUCAGGUGGGAUUGAAUCUCGAAGGGCCGCUCACGCGCCUCUCUUCCAGUAAGAUGACGGGCCGGACCCAAACCUGCGGUUAGACAAAAAACACCAUGCUGACGUCACGCAGCGUUUGAAGCGGUGGCGGGAGACUCGGCGUCCGUGAAGCUUCUUCGGUUCAUAAGCGUCAGACGAUGAGGUCAGCGGCCUGAACCCGGCGAGACAGAGAAAUGGCACACACGUCCUCAAACUCACGGCGGCCACUCCACAACAGCGAGAAGAAAAUGAUGCUCAUCGCUGAACACUGAUUCAAACACGAUAGCAAUAAAACGACAAAUCACGAUUCAAGCGGGUGUUUUCGAGAGCGGGGGCCGGGAUGACCGCGCUUUUCCCGCCGGCAUGAGGCGACAUCAGCGCUUGAAAAAACAAAACCACUUCACGUGAACGUCACUGGUUCGUUAAGACUGUUCAAACAAAUGCGGAGGCGCGCGUGACGUCACCAGCAUCACUGAAGCGUCGUCAGUCUGCGGCUCAGGAGCCUUGUCACGUGUUUCACCUCCAGUGACCGGUGUUUGGGCGGGGCCUCACACCUGCGUGACGACGUCACAUCCUGCCGAUCAAACCAAAACCAAAGUCUCUCUGUCCUUGUGGCGACCCUUUCCCCAGCCUCUCCCUCCAAACCUCACCAUUAAAACA